Molecule: messenger RNA, 880 nt
Organism: Zychaea mexicana
Lineage: Eukaryota; Fungi; Mucoromycota; Mucoromycetes; Mucorales; Lichtheimiaceae
Product: 40S ribosomal protein S18
Exons: 6
Coding region: 25-489 (154 amino acids)
Biological process (GO): translation
Cellular component (GO): cytosol; ribosome; small ribosomal subunit
Molecular function (GO): structural constituent of ribosome; RNA binding
Source: RefSeq, a predicted model, not a curated record
UGCACAGUCUCUUUUUCAGCCAUCAUGUCGCUCGUCGUCCCUGAACGGAAUCAGUUCCAGCACAUCAUCCGUUUGCUUAACACCAACGUCGACGGUAAGGACAAGAUCACCAUUGCCUUGACUUCCGUCAAGGGUGUUGGCCGUCGUUUCGCCAACGUUGCCUGCAAGAAGGCCGAUAUCGACCUCAACAAGAGAGCCGGUGAGUUGAGCAACGAAGAAUUGGAACGUAUCGUCACCAUUCUCCAGAACCCCGCCCAGUACAAGAUUCCCAACUGGUUCCUCAACAGACAGAAGGACGCUGUCGAUGGCAAGUACAGCCAGGCUAUCUCCAACGGUAUCGACACCAAGAUGCGUGAAGAUUUGGAACGCUUGAAGAAGAUCCGUGCUCACCGUGGUCUCCGUCACUACUGGGGUCUCCGUGUCCGUGGUCAGCACACCAAGACUACCGGUCGCAGAGGAAGAACCGUCGGUGUCAGCAAGAAGAAAUAAACUGGUUUCUUGCCGUCUUGUUUCUUUGGACACAAUAAAAAUAUAUUACAAUCAAUUCUGUCAAAGCGGGUGCAUGUUUGUUGAUGUUUAUGGGCUUGUGGCGAGAAAUUGAUUAUGAGAUGUGUGUUGAUUUGUUCUACAUCACUUACAAGAGCUAGCACGGCCAUCAGGAGGGAUGUAACCAAGAGGGACAUCAGUGGUAUAUGGACUCUAUGCGGCUUAAAAGCUAAAUAGUAAGUCUGCAAGAGCUCUUGGUAAACAUGUCAGCGAUUAUCAAAGUAGAAUAUUCGUUGCGAUAUAGCAUCAAGAAGUAGAUUGUUUGUUUGAAAUGCUUAAAGGGCUUGUAUCCAUGUUCUACUGAUAGCAAAAUUGAAGUCCGGACUCUACCUUC